CCUGCAGCUCGGACGCUCAACAGCAAUUGGGCAGAGUUGCGCACGCUGCAUGGACACGAGGGUGGUUCAUGGUCUUAAGCGCAGGGGUGACAUCCGAUAACUUAGUUGUCUCACCAUCCGACUAAGAUAAUAACAGUGUUGUUCGCGUAAUUUAACGAGUGAGCUGCAGUUGUUUUACGUUGCAACUUUUAUCCUUGAAGAAUUGAAGAAGAAACCGUCAGGAUGGACGCAAAGGAAAAAUCGAAUUUAAACCUAAAAGCGGAGAGCAGUAAAGGACAAAAAUCUUCUUUCUUACAUUGUGUGGGAGGAUUGCCAACAAUCUUGUGUGUUAUGAUGUCUGUUUGCUCGAUGGCCUUUUGUUUUAUGAUGAAUUUCAAGACCUCUCAUCUGGAGCACAGAGUGCAUGUUUUGGAGAUGGAGCGACUGUCUCUGAUUCAUCCUUUACCGUCAGCACCGGAGCCAAAUGGAACAGUGUCUGCACUGCGGGAGACUAUCGAAAAACUUUUACAAGAGAGAUUUAAUACCAUGGUGCCCAGACUUCGCACAGCGAGGGAGGCAGAAGCCGCAUGUUCCUGUCCACCAGGGCCUCCUGGGAAGCGUGGUAGAAGAGGCAAUCCUGGAACACCUGGAACGCCAGGACGGGAUGGCUAUCCGGGCCCUCUCGGCAUGGACGGGAAGCCAGGCAUACCUGGACCAAAGGGAAGCCAGGGUUUGCCAGGAACCAAAGGAGAAAAGGGUGACCGAGGAGACAUCGGCCCCAGGGGACCUCCUGCGUACCCCAUCUCUGCAGGCCUGUACAAUAGAGACAAUAAUCAGAUUCCUAUGAAGAUGGUCUUCCCUCGACAUGACCACGGCUUUCUUUCAGGUGACCAGCAUGUUUUUCCAAGGCGCCUUCUGAAGGGAGACCAAGGCCAAGUGGGGCCCCCGGGCCCUCCAGGGCCCCCAGGAACCCCAGGCCCCAGGGGACCGCCUGGGAACACCGGGAGGGAUGGACCGAGGGGGUUCCCUGGCGAGCCGGGACCUCCCGGACGUGAUGGCAUUGAGGGACCAAGAGGGCUCCCAGGCAUUCAGGGUGAUGACGGUGAAGAUGGCGGGCCAGGGCCACAGGGACCUCCAGGAAUAAAGGGAGAACCUGGCAUGUCGGGUGGUCCUGGAGAGAAGGGCAUCGACGGGCUCCCAGGGAUGAAGGGGGAGAAGGGUGAUUUUGGAGAGCAGGGGCCUCAAGGAAUUAUGGGUUUACCUGGUGAAAAAGGAGCCCCUGGUUCAUCCGAGGGAAUUGACCUCACUGGAGAACUCUUCCACGCUCUUAGGGGAGCUCCAGGGCCGCCGGGAGAACCAGGACUCAAGGGAGAAGACGGCUUCCCUGGCCUACGCGGAGCAGAUGGAGCACAGGGCCCGCAGGGCGAGAGGGGAGAGGACGGGAGGCCAGGGAACCCUGGGGAGAAAGGAGAGAGGGGGGAGAUGGGGCUGUCUGGCCCGUCGGGUAUGGAUGGCCAAAAAGGAGAGAAAGGAGACGCCUGGAUUCAGGACAACCUGGCACAGAUCAUUUCACUGCCUGGACCUCCAGGGCCAGCUGGCCCCCCAGGGCCCCCGGGUCACCAGGGUCAUGGAAUACCUGGCCCCAAGGGGGAGCCGGGCGAGGCGGUGAGAGGAGAGAAGGGAGAGGUGGGAGAGCAGGGGGCCCCCGGCCCAAGAGGCGCUCCUGGUUCACCAGGUGCUGAUGGAUUAGUCGGACUUCCAGGUUCCAAAGGAGAAAAAGGCAAACAAGGCCUGCCUGGAUUAGAUGGUUUCCCAGGGCUCAUGGGGGAGAAAGGGGACACGGGAGGCAGAGGAGAGAAGGGUGACCGUGGCCCAGGGGGGAAGAAGGGCCUGAAAGGUCAGAAAGGCGAGCAGGGUCCUCCUGGAUUGGACCAGCCCUGCCCUGUGGCUGCCAGCGUGUUAAAAGGACAUGGCGGGAAAGCAGGGCUGCUCCCUGACGCCCCCUGCCCCCUGGGUCGAGAUGGGCUGCCCAUACCAGGAUGUUGGAACAAGUGAUCGUUGACUUGGAAGCAUGGGAUUUGUACAUAUCGAUAUAUAUUUUGCAGCUAACACACUUUUUGCCCUUUUUAACAUUUUCUAUUUAAUAUAUGGAGGAUUUAUAUAGGAUCUGUCUAUUUUUUUUUGGUGUUUUGUUUUUAUAUAAACUAUGGCACUAUGGUUUGAAUAUUUGAAUGAAGGAUGAUUCUAUGGCAUUAUAGCAUGAUGCUUUGUAACAGACACCUGAAUGGAAACGUAUGGGAGACUAGUAAAUGACAGCGCUCAUAGGAUGGACAGAGAAUGCUGCUACACCUCUUGAGGGAAGGAUAUGAGGUCAAAAAAUAACAAACACGACGUCAUAUGAUUAUUGGAAUAGGAUGUACAUUCUGUUACUUACCAUAUGCAACAUACACACCAAUAGCAUGACCCUCUUUAUCAGCAGAAUAUAUGAUGUUCUGGAUCCAAGACAGCCACGGCCUACAUUUUGUCUACCAGGCUUUCUGCAAAUGGUUUGAAUUCACGUUAAAGUGACCUCAACUCUCAGGAAUUCUAUCUUUUCACAUUAAUCAUAUCAACAAAAAACUCUGCAAAGCAAUAUAAUUAGAACAGAAAACACCAAACAGGUAAACUAAGAUAAUGCAGUGGUGAGGUAUGAAGUUGUAUUUUUGUUUGUUUUGUACUUUUUAAAUAAUGUGUGUUCUGAAAACUGCUUAGCUAUGGAAUCUUAACGAAAGCCAGUUUGAAUAUUAAGAUACUUUGUUAUUACCUGAUCAGUUUAAGAUCUUAAUGGUUGUUGAUGUAAUGUGCACAUAGCUGGUUGUAAAUAACAUGUCUAUAGUUAGAAUUAUUGAGGACAUUUCAGUGUCUUAAGUAUGUGUGUCUUUUCAGUAUCAUUUGUGUAUAUUUCUUUAAAAUACCCGUUGUAUUAAACAAACAUUUUGUUAAUUAUAUCUGUUACAAGUUCUGUGCAUCAAAUGGACAUGAUCGUUCAAUCCACACACAUCAUAUUUUAUGGACACUGUGUAAUAUUUACUACACUUUUGAUGCAGUACUGCACCUGUGCCUGCCAUGUUGUAGAAUACACCCAUCUUUCCUGGGAGAUACAUAGUUUUUUUUAUCUUUUCCAGUUGCUGUUGACGAUACUGUAAAGGGAUUUUCAUGGAGUAAAUCUAAAAUACCAAAUUUUUCAGGAAACCGAGAUAAUAAAAAAGUUCAGAUAAA
Alosa alosa (allis shad) is the source of this 3237-nucleotide messenger RNA. It is a transcript of the gene col23a1b, whose product is annotated as collagen alpha-1(XXIII) chain. The coding region runs from base 223 to 2034 and encodes 603 amino acids. The record is from RefSeq and is a predicted model, not a curated record. The transcript has 32 exons. Lineage: Eukaryota; Metazoa; Chordata; Actinopteri; Clupeiformes; Clupeidae.